Molecule: messenger RNA, 5504 nt
Organism: Oryzias melastigma (Indian medaka)
Lineage: Eukaryota; Metazoa; Chordata; Actinopteri; Beloniformes; Adrianichthyidae
Gene: top2b
Product: DNA topoisomerase II beta
Exons: 36
Coding region: 462-5246 (1594 amino acids)
Biological process (GO): resolution of meiotic recombination intermediates; DNA topological change; sister chromatid segregation
Cellular component (GO): nucleus
Molecular function (GO): ATP binding; DNA binding; DNA topoisomerase type II (double strand cut, ATP-hydrolyzing) activity
Source: RefSeq, a predicted model, not a curated record
AGCCGAUUCGCCGUGUCUGUUGUAGAUGGCGGAGCCGGACAUCGGGUGCUGCUGUUAGCCGUCUCUCGUUUCAUCUCCGGUAACAGAUUAAUGCAUUAUCCGCCGGUCGGAGCGUCUAAAUUCAAGGACAGAGAUAGCGCGUGACUGUCCCGCGUGACCUCGUGAAGCCACUGAAUGCGCGCGCGCUGCUCCGACUUUGUUUUGGCGGCUGGCCGGUUAGCAUCUUUGUUGGGGGCUGGGGCCUGCGCCGCCGCUCGUCCAUUUUAACAAAAGCCGCAGUUCUCCACUGGACUCUCCCGGGAUUAUUUUUUGGACCAGGCGAAGGAAGAACAUGGGUGGGAAACAGGCUACACUUCUGUUUAGCAAGUGAGUCGUUUCCGAAGCGGAGGAAGUUUUCUGUGACCGGAACCAAAGACGUUUCCGCGGGCCGCAUCACAACACUUUUAAAGACCACAAAGGGGAUGUCUAACGGCGCUGCGGGGAGCGGGGAUCUGUCCUGGAUGGAGGCUGCCAACGGCAGAGGAGAUGUGGGAAAGAUGGAAGGGACCAAGAAGGAGAAGGCAGGCUCUAAGCUGUCAGUGGAGCGAGUGUACCAGAAGAAGACUCCUCUCGAGCACAUCCUGCUUCGUCCUGACACCUACGUGGGCUCAGUGGAACCUGUCACUCAGCCAAUGUGGGUCUUUGAUGAAGACGUGGGGAUGAAUCAGAGGGAGAUUACUUAUGUUCCUGGACUCUACAAGAUCUUUGAUGAAAUUCUUGUUAAUGCAGCAGACAACAAACAAAGGGACAAGAACAUGUCAGCCAUCAAGAUCACCAUCGACCCUGAGUCCAACACCAUCACCAUCUGGAACAACGGGAAGGGCAUUCCGGUGGUGGAGCACAAAGACGAGAAGAUGUACGUUCCAGCGCUCAUCUUCGGACAUCUGCUCACCUCCAGCAACUAUGAUGACGACGAGAAGAAGGUCACAGGUGGAAGGAACGGCUACGGCGCCAAACUCUGCAACAUCUUCAGCACCAAGUUCACCGUUGAAACAGCCUGCAAAGAGUACAGACGCAGUUUUAAGCAGACGUGGCAGAACAACAUGACGAAGACCACGGAGCAGAAGAUCAGGGCUUUCGAUGGGGACGACUUCACCUGCGUGACUUUCCAGCCCGAUCUAGCCAAGUUCAAGAUGGAGAAGCUGGACAAGGACACUGUGGCCCUGAUGACCCGCAGAGCGUAUGACGUAGCUGGCUCCGUCAAGGGGGUGAAGGUCACCCUGAACGGGAAGAAAUUACCUGUCCACGGCUUCCGGAGUUACGUGGACCUGUACGUGAAAGACAAAGUGGAUGAGACGGGCGUGCCUCUGAAGGUGGUGAACGAAACGGUGAACGAUCGGUGGGAGGUGUGCCUCACCAUGAGCGAGAAGGGCUUCCAGCAGAUCAGCUUUGUCAACAGCAUCGCCACCACAAAGGGGGGCAGACACAUCGACUAUGUGGUGGACCAGAUUGUGUCCAAACUCAUUGAAGUAGUGAAGAAGAAGAACAAAGCAGGAGUGGUGGUGAAACCCUUCCAGGUGAAGAACCACAUUUGGGUUUUUGUCAACGCACUGAUCGAGAAUCCAACCUUUGACUCCCAGACCAAGGAGAACAUGACUCUACAAACCAAAAGCUUUGGUUCCAAGUGUGUCAUGUCGGAGAAGUUCAUCAGAGCUGCCACCAACUGUGGGAUUGUGGAGAGCAUCCUGAACUGGGUGAAGUUCAAAGCUCAGACUCAGCUGAACAAAAAGUGCUCGUCUGUGAAGCACAGCAAGAUCAAAGGCAUCCCGAAGCUGGACGACGCCAACGACGCCGGGGGUAAACACUCGUCCGAGUGCACACUCAUCCUCACCGAGGGAGACUCGGCCAAGUCCCUGGCCGUCUCCGGUCUGGGAGUCAUCGGUCGGGAUCGUUACGGAGUUUUCCCGCUCAGAGGGAAGAUCCUGAACGUCCGGGAGGCAACACACAAGCAGAUCAUGGAGAACGCAGAGAUCAACAACAUCAUCAAGAUCGUGGGUCUGCAGUACAAGAAGAGCUACGACGACCCCGAGUCUCUGAGGAGCCUACGAUACGGAAAGAUCAUGAUCAUGACGGAUCAGGAUCAGGACGGCUCCCAUAUAAAGGGUCUCCUCAUCAAUUUCUUCCAUCACAACUGGCCCUCACUGUUGAAACACACCUUCCUGGAGCAGUUCAUCACUCCCAUCGUUAAAGCGACUAAGAACAAACAGGAGCUCUCCUUCUACAGUCUUCCUGAGUUUGAGGAGUGGAAGAAGCAGACGGAAAGCUAUAAAACCUGGCACAUCAAGUACUACAAAGGUUUGGGUACAAGCACCAGCAAAGAGGCCAAGGAGUACUUUGCUGACAUGGAGAGACACCGGAUCACAUUCAGAUACCAGGGGGCCGAGGACGACGCCGCCAUCACGCUGGCCUUUAGCAAAAAGAAGACUGACGACAGGAAGGAGUGGCUGACGAACUUCAUGGAGGACCGACGGCAGAGGAGGAUGCACGGCCUGCCGGAGAAAUACCUGUAUGGAACGCAGACCAAGCACCUGUCCUACAACGACUUCAUCAAUAAGGAGCUCAUUCUCUUCUCCAACUCUGACAACGAGAGGUCCAUUCCUUCUCUGGUGGACGGUUUAAAGCCGGGCCAGAGGAAGGUGUUGUUCACCUGCUUGAAGAGGAACGAUAAGAGGGAGGUGAAGGUGGCCCAGCUGGCUGGUUCUGUGGCAGAGAUGUCUGCUUACCAUCAUGGAGAGCAAGCUCUCAUGAUGACCAUCGUGAACUUGGCGCAGAACUUCGUGGGCAGCAACAACAUCAACAUCCUGCAGCCUCUGGGUCAGUUUGGUACUCGCAUCAACGGGGGCAAAGACGCCGCCAGUCCUCGUUACAUCUUCACCAUGCUCAGCCCCCUCGCCAAGCUGCUGUUCCCGGCUGUGGACUCCAACCUGCUCAAGUUCCUGUACGACGACAACCAGAAGGUGGAGCCUGAGUGGUACAUUCCCAUCAUCCCCAUGGUGCUGGUGAACGGCGCAGAGGGCAUCGGGACGGGGUGGGCCUGCAAAAUCCCAAACUACGACCCCCGAGAGAUCGUUAAUAACAUCAACAGGAUGCUCAACCACCAGGACCCCCUCCCGAUGCUUCCCAGUUACAAGAACUUCAAAGGAGUGAUCCAUGAACUUGGCCAGAACCAGUUCCUGGUCAGUGGGGAAGUGUCGGUUCUGGACAAAAACACAGUCGAGAUCACAGAACUUCCUGUGCGGACGUGGACGCAGGCCUACAAGGAGUCCGUCCUGGAGCCUAUGCUGCAAGGAACCGACAAGACCCCCGCCCUGAUCAGCGACUACAAGGAGUACCACACGGACUCCACCGUCAAGUUCGUGGUGCGCAUGUCAGAGGAGAAGCUGGCUCAGGCGGAGGCCGUCGGGCUCCACAAAGUCUUCAAGCUGCAGUCCAGCCUCACCUGCAACUCCAUGGUGCUGUUCGACCACAUGGGCUGCUUAAAGAGGUACGACUCGGUCCAGGACAUCCUGAAGGAGUUCUUUGAGCUGCGCCUGCACUACUGCAAGCUCAGGAAGGACUGGUUACAGGGCAGCCUAGGGGCCGAGGCGGCCAAACUGUCCAACCAGGCUCGCUUUGUGCUCGAGAAGAUCGAAGGAAAGAUUUCAAUCGAGAACAAAUCCAAGCGAGAACUCAUCCGCAUGCUGGUGCAGAAAGGCUACGAGUCGGAUCCUGUUGCCGCCUGGUCAAAGGCUCAGGAAAAGUCUCAGGAGGAAGCAGAGACUGACGGGAACCUGAGCGACAGCUCGAUGGACUCGGGCUCUUCGUCUGGACCGAACUUCAAUUAUAUCCUCAACAUGCCUCUGUGGUGCCUGACCAAGGAGAAGGUGGAGGAGCUGCUGAAGCAGAGGGAUUUGAAGAGAGGUGAGCUGGCUGAUCUGCAGAAGAAGUCUCCUGAGGAUCUGUGGAAGGAAGAUUUGGCGAUCUUCAUUGAGGAGCUGGAUAACGUAGAAGCCCAGGAGAGAGAGGAGCAGAGUGCAGGCCGGGCCAUCAAGCUGGUGAAGGGAAAAGUCGGCAAACCUAAAGCCAAGAAGAUGAACCUGGAGGAGACCAUGCCUUCACCGUUUGGACGGCGGGUGGACCCUCCCUCUCAGCCGGUCAAAUCCGAUGCAGCCAAGAAACUGUCCAAAAAGAAGAAGCCUGAACUGGACCAAGUGAAGCUGGAGUUUGAUGAUGACGAGGGAGGAGCCGCCGCCGCCGCCGAGAACUCUGUGAGCAAACCCAAAACUCCUCGAGUCAAGAAGGAGAAGAAGGAGCCAGGAGCGCCCAGAGUGAGGAAGCAGCCCACACCCAAAGGUACUCCUGCAAAGAAGGUGAAGAAGAGAAACCCCUGGUCUGAUGACGAGUCCAAGUCCGAGAGCGACCUGGAGGAGAACGAGCCCAUCAUUCCCAGAGAGACCAAGUCUCAGAGAGCGUCAGCUUCCAAACCAAAAUACACAUUUGACUUCUCUGAGGAAGAGGAUGAGGAGGACGAGGCGGCAGACGAAGAGGAGAAGGGAGGCGACGAUGCAGCCUCGUCUCCAGUGAGGUCACUGAAAGAUGACUUUGGAUUCUCUGAGAACAAGAGUCGCUUCAACGACGAUGACGACGAGGAAGAGGAGCUGGAAGUCUCCUUCAAUCCACCCAAGCCGAAGAAACCGGUGCCAGCUAAAAAGGAGACGACCAGCAGCUUCUCGUCCAAGACGGCCUUCUCCGAGAAGAGCAACGACAGCGACGGCUCCAAGUCCGACAGCGACGACGACAACGGUCCAGUCUUCAACACCUACUCCAGCAGCUCCGCCUUUGACAAACUGUCCCAGUCAAAGAAAGGGACCAAGAAACCCUCCAACCCAACUCCCAAACCCAAGAAAACACCAGCAGCAAAAGCAAAGAAACCGGAUAAAUCCAUCUGGGACUCUGAUUCCGACACCGGCUCCAAGAAGUCGUCAGCAACCCCCAAAGGUAAAGGACGGGGAAGGAAGAGGAAGGGAUCUGGAUCUGAAGAUGAGUACAGUCCAGUGAAGAAGACUUCAAAACCUCCGGGCAGAAAACCUCCGUCUGACGACGACGAAGACAACAGCAACGGCCUGAGCGCCGUCAGCAGGCUCACCCAGGAGCAGCCGGGCCGCGCUAGGAAGGAAAUAAAGUACUUCAACAUUAUGGACGACGACGACGACGAGAUGUUCGAUUAAGAGCCGGUUCCUCACAGACUUUUGUACAUUUCCCGUACCAUGUGUUUUCAUUAACGGUGGCGUUCAAUGAUUUUUAUGUGUAGGUGUUUUACACUUUUUAUUAAACAUAAACAGGUUUGUUUUCUACGCUCAUUGAGAUGUUCUGUAUUUGUCUGAAGCAGCUUUUAGCCGUUUAGAGCGCCGUUCUGUAGCACAUUUUAACUCUUCAGAUUCUAUGUAACUUUUUGAACAUGAAAGUAAACGAUGAAUUGUCUUCAA